UACUACGCGAGACGAACACUUACGGGAGAAGGCUUUCAAAAUGUCUUCUGUUCGAUUUACCGUGACAAAAACUGAUGAAAAUGCAGACCAUGACGCAAAUGAUGACUCCCACACGAUUCCUAAGAUCCAAAUCGUAGACUCUGAGGGGAAAUCAACAACAAAAUACACACGAUUAGUUGAUGGAUCAAGUGGUAAUUUUGGCAGAGUUCAAAAGCAUGUUGCGGAUAGCAUUGCUAAUUGGUUCAAGCUACAUGGCGAUGGAGGAGAAAGGUCGGAUAAUGUGGCCAUUCUGGAAUCAGGAAUUCAGGAGAGGAACUUGGCUCUGUAUGAGGAUGAGAUGGAACACAGACCUAAAGUGUCGUCCCUUAUCAGUUCCCUGGCCAACUACAAGACUUUACCAGAAUAUACAGAGGAACCAGAUGAAAAGAGAAAGACAGCUAUAAAGAUGCAUUGUGAGCGGAAAGCACCCAAGAUGGGCACCCUGAUGGGCGUGUACCUGCCUUGUCUUCAAAACAUCCUUGGAGUUAUCCUUUUCAUCCGUCUUGCCUGGCAGGUCGGCACAGCUGGUGGUCUGGAGUGCUUCUUCAUAGUUCUUGUAUCCUGUCUUACGACAAUGCUUACUGCAAUCUCCAUGAGUGCCAUUGCGACCAAUGGGGUAGUGCCUGCAGGUGGGGCCUAUUUCAUGAUCUCAAGAGCUUUAGGACCAGAGUUUGGUGGUGCAGUGGGGGUGCUAUUCUAUCUAGGAACAACAUUUGCCUCUGCCAUGUACAUCCUUGGAGCGAUAGAAAUCUUACUGAUCUACAUUGCCCCUCAGAUGUCAUUGUUUGGUGAUAUAUCUUCAGAAGGAGGUGGUGCUUCUCCUGCAUUGCUGAACAACAUGAGGGUUUAUGGGACUAUCAUCCUCAUCAUCCUAUCUCUUCUUGUCUUUGUUGGGGUGAAGUACGUCAACAAAUGUGCUUUGCUCUUCCUUGGAUGUGUCAUUGUCACCAUCAUCUGUAUCUAUAUCGGCUUCUUUACUCCUCAUCAUCUUAAGUACUGUGCACUCAAUAGCAAUAUAGCUAUGCAGCGAGACAUCAGCAUGGAGAGCAAUUGCAGUUGGUAUAGUGAAGAUGAAAACAACACACGUAUUCUAACACCGUUGGGUGAAUCACUGUGUGCUUCCUAUGCUAAUGGUACAGACUGUGCCAGCGUAGAGUCGGAGUUAGUUCUGAAAUGGGAAAAGGCUAUACCAGGAAUCACAUCAGAUGUAUUCAGAGUGAAUGCAUGGAAUCUGUAUCGUGAAGCCGGUGAGGUGUUACCAGGUGAACAAGGCAAGGCAAAUCAGAUCGUUGCUGACAUCACAACAUCAUUCACCAUCCUCUUAGCCAUCUUCUUCCCCUCAGUUACGGGUAUUAUGGCAGGUAGUAACCGAUCGGGUGACCUCAAGGAUGCACAGUAUUCAAUACCCAGAGGAACCAUUGGAGCAAUCCUAACAACCAGCUUGAUCUAUCUUUCAUCUGUUUUGUUCUUCUCUGGAACUGUUGCUGGUCCUGUCUUGCGCGACAAGUAUGGUCAAGCUAUAGGUGGAGGUCUCAUAGCUGCUGAGGUAUGCUUCCCGACAGUGUGGGUGGUGCUUAUUGGUGCCUUCCUAUCUACUGUUGGGGCGGGGCUCCAAUCCUUGACUGGUGCACCACGUCUCCUCCAGGCCAUUGCGAAGGACAACAUCAUCCCUUUCCUGUCUCCGUUUGGGAGGGGGUCUGCAACGGGAGAACCUACAUGGGCCCUGCUGCUGACGGCCCUCAUCUCAGAGAUUGGUAUCCUGAUCGCAAGUCUGGAUCUGGUUGCUCCAAUCAUCACCAUGUUCUUCCUCAUGUGCUAUGCCUUUGUCAACCUGGCCUGUGCCCUUCAGACCCUCCUGAAGACCCCUAACUGGAGACCCCGAUUCCGCUUCUACCACUGGAUCCUGUCUUUCUUUGGUCUAUCCCUCUGCAUCGCGCUCAUGUUCAUCUCCAGCUGGUACUAUGCCCUUUGUGCCAUCGCAGUGGCUGCUUUCAUCUACAAGUACAUCGAGUAUCAAGGAGCUGAGAAAGAAUGGGGAGACGGGUUGCGUGGUCUUUCCCUUACCGCUGCUCGCUACAGUCUACUUAAGCUUGAGGAAGGUCCCCCUCACACCAAAAAUUGGCGUCCUCAGAUUUUGGUUCUAUGCAAGCUGAACAAUGACCUUGUUCCUAAACAUCGCAGACUUCUCACCUUUGCCAGUCAACUUAAAGCAGGCAAGGGUUUAACACUAGUUGGUUCUGUUUUGGAAGGAGAUUUCCGCACCAAGUAUGGCGAAUCCCAAGCCGCCCAGCAGAUGGGGUACGGAGAAGCACAAGCCGCCAGGGAGGAACUGAAGAAGAUGAUGGAUGAAGAAAAAAUGAAAGGCUUCUGUACUGUUGUGGUUACUAACAAUGCGACUGAAGGACUUUCUGCAUGUGUUCAGAUGUGUGGUUUAGGUGGUCUGAAGCAUAACACAGUUGUGAUGGGAUGGCCGUAUGGAUGGAGACAUAACACCGAUGAGAGAUCUUGGAAGGUGUUCUUAGAUACUGUUCGAGUUGUGUCUGCCAGUCACAAUGCCCUAUUAGUGGUGAAGAAUUGUCAGUUGUUCCCAGCCAACAAUGAGAAACUUGAUGCAGGAUGCAUAGAUGUCUGGUGGAUUGUCCAUGAUGGUGGUAUGCUUAUGUUGCUCCCUUUCCUUCUCCGCCAACACAAAGUUUGGAAGAACUGCCGCAUGAGGGUGUUCACAGUAGCACAAUUGGAAGAUAACAGUGUACAAAUCAAGAAAGAUCUUACGACUUUCUUGUAUCAUCUUAGAAUCGAGGCUGAGAUUGAAGUAGUUGAAUUGCACGACUGUGAUAUUUCAGCCUACACGUAUGAACGCACACUCAGGAUGGAACAGAGGAAUGAGAUGCUUAAACAGAUGAAACUGUCCAAGAAGGAGAGUAGAAUGGAGGCCCAAGCCAUCUUCGACCACCACCACUCCACAACGAGUGGCUACUCCUCUCCCAAACGCAAGAGAUCUAGUGAUAAGACAGUGUCCUUCGACCUUAACACCACAGAAUCCCCCUUCGAUAUCGCUAUAGUAACGGAAGAAGGUGAAGAGGAAGAAGAUGAUCAAGAAGCCGUCGACACCCCUCUGGUUAAACUUGAAGACACGCCCACCGAUGAAUCCCCGUCCCACCCCAAAUCUAAUGGGGCCAAUGGGUCAGCAGCAACGGAGAAGAAGAAACAACAUGAGUUCAAGAACAUGCACCUGCAACCGUCACUAGGAAAUGUGAGACGCAUGCACACAGCUGUUCGUCUGAAUGAGAAGAUUGUGGAGAAAUCCCAUGAUGCCCAUCUUGUCAUUCUAAAUCUUCCAGGUCCUCCAAAGCAUGCUUAUGCAGAACAGAAUUAUAUGGAAUACCUUGAGGUACUAACAGAAGGUUUGGAUCGAGUGCUCAUGGUCAGAGGUGGUGGACGAGAGGUCAUCACUAUCUACUCUUGAUCACAUCAAGGUCAUCUAAGGUCAGAGGUCGCACAUACCAAAGGUCGCGAUCCAUCCGAUUCUUUAUAUAUGCCAAAGAUACCUACAUGGUGUGUCUUAAUGUGCUUAGUGUCACUGGCUUUAUAGGGCUUUUUGCAUUUGAAUCAUCAUUCAGAGUUAAUAUAAUACUGUCCUAUUUAUUACCAUCUUUUCUUUUGUUAUAGGCAUGUCUCUUUUUUCUAUAAUAAAAUGUUUCCCCUUGAAAAUUAAAUGUUGCUCCAUAAACUAUGCCAUGCCACUGAUACUUAAAUUAAUACUUUAAUUAGUACAGGGAAAUAGUUUACAGUUUUGUGGUAUGCAACAAAUUUAUCUAGAUUUUAUAAACCCUUGUAUACUUGUAUCUUUAAAAGAUGAUAAAUAUUUAUGAAAACCACCUUAAUUUUUUUCUUAAAUUAUGUUAUUAACGUAUUUACAGAAAUUGUUUGUAUUAAACAUUUAAAGAAAUAUAUUGCAACAAGUAUUUUAAACAAAGGGGACAGUUGUGUGAGUUUUUAUCCUUUUAAUAUAUAGAUAUGUAUUGAAUAAAUCAAUUAAUAAGUGAGGUCCAAAUAAGAAAUUAUUUGAGUAACAAAGAUGUUUGAUUAUAAAUGAGGAUGGAAUAUUCCUGUGUAUUUCAUGAAGUGUGUGUUGCAGUUGGAUUUUUGUCACGUUUGGUGGACAUUAUUUUUGGAUUGAAUCUUUCCCAUUUUGUGGUGCUUCUUAUAGCGGUCCGUUCUUGCAUUGGUCUUGAUUCUUGUAAAAUCGCCUUGUGUGUAUGGCAAAAUGGUCUUAAUUUCAGAUUAUUCCAUAUUCCAAUUAAAAGUCCUGUGAAAACUGGAGGGUAAGAAAUAUUUUCCUGGGUCCGGUAACACAAAGGUGAGCGAUUAAUUGUAUGCAUAAUUUUUCACGAUUAAUUGUAUACAUUGUAUUCAAUGCAUUCAAUCGUUAAAAAAAAUAAGAUUGCUAAGCUUUGUGUUAUGGUCCCCUGCACAAGCCACAGCAGCUGCAGAACACAACUGAACUAAAUAUAAUCAUGUGAAGAAGAUAUAUUAAAGUCGUUUGUAAGUAUGCAUGACUGGUGACUGGUUUGUAAGUGGUAAAAUCUCUAUGAUUUUUAUUCUCUUGAGCUAUACUAGUAGUUAGAAUCCAAUCUUUGUUAGAUGAAAACUCAUCUGAGCAACUGCAUGUUUUUUAUAAACUAUGAAAAUGAAAUAGAGAUAUGGAUUAUGGUUAUCAGGUAAAGCAAUUCUAUCAGAAUUUCAUUGAUUUCAAAGCACCUGUUUCCUCAAGAUCAUUCUGUGAACCAUAGUCUUUAUAUUGACCUGUAGAUAGUCUCUCACAAGGGGAUGCCAGUCUUGGGUUCAUAUUUUAUAUACCAUCCUAGUCAUAAUUUGUCUACUAGUCUGUGGAAUAGACUUUAUCCCUGGUUUCACUAUCAGAAUUUAAAGCUCUUUUGCCAAGCACAGAACGUUUCGAAUCAAGUCUUCUUUUUUUUUAAAUAAAAUAGUUGAAGUUUAUUUACGUCAGUGAUUUCCUCAGCUUACAUUCAUACUAACUGAAAUUGAUUGUGAUAUGCAAUGCUGUUUUUUUGAUUGACGUAUAAAGCUCUGUAUAUAAUUCAGUCUUUUAUAUUGAAGAAAAAAAUAUUAGCUGAGAGAUAUAUUUUGGCCUGUUGAUAUAGUACU
This is a messenger RNA of Lytechinus variegatus (green sea urchin), 5208 nucleotides long. Its product is annotated as solute carrier family 12 member 4-like. Gene Ontology annotation, molecular function: potassium:chloride symporter activity. The transcript is spliced from 28 exons. Lineage: Eukaryota; Metazoa; Echinodermata; Echinoidea; Temnopleuroida; Toxopneustidae. Gene Ontology annotation, cellular component: membrane. Bases 41 to 3505 code for a protein of 1154 amino acids. The record is from RefSeq and is a predicted model, not a curated record. Gene Ontology annotation, biological process: cell volume homeostasis; chloride transmembrane transport; potassium ion import across plasma membrane.